GCUGAGCCUGUCGGGUUCAGUGUUCAUCGAUCUGAUCGAUCAGAGGAGGAUGGAUGAGCCGCUGGACGUCGUUUUAAACCCCGCAGCUUUUACUUCAGACAUCCACAAAUGGAUUGUUAUUAAAGAGGAGCAGCAGGAGUGGAGCUCCAGUCUGGACCAGGAGGAGCCAGAGCCCCCACACAUUAAAGAGGAACAAGAGAAACUUUGGACCAGUCAGGAGGGAGAGCAGCUUCAAGGACUGGAGGAGGCUGAUACCAAGUUCUCAUUCACUCCUGUGAAGAGAGAAGAAGAUGAAGAGGAAGCUCAGUCCUCACAGCUUCAACAAAUACAAGCUGAUGGGAUGAAGACAGAAGCUGAUGGAGAGGACUGUGGAGGACCAGAACCAGACAGGAACUCAGAUCCAGAUAGACAUCCAGAACCAGAUACUGAUGAGAAGACUGGAGACUCUUCUGAACUUGAGACUGAUGACAGUGAGGAUUGGAAGCAGACCAGAGAACCUCAGCCAGGUGACCGUGAGGCAAAUAUGAUGACGCAUAAGAAAACUCACACAGGAAAGAAACCAUUCGGUUGCUCAGUUUGUGGUAAAAGUUUUUCCCAGCGUUAUUACGUAAAAACGCACAUGAAAUGUCAUUCGGGAGAGAAACCGUUCAGUUGUUCAGUUUGCGGUAGACGUUUUACUCAAAAAACACACUUAAAGAAACACAUGAUAUUCCAUUCAGGGGAGAAGUCAUUUAGUUGCUCUGUCUGCAGUAAAAGAUAUGCACAGAAAGGUUAUUUGUUAUACCACAUGACCAUGCACACAGGGGAGAAACGAGUCAAAUGCAGGGUUUGUGACAAAAGGUUUACUUGGCAUUAUCAGCUUAAAAAACACGAUUGCGUCGUUGAGUCCUCACAGAUUCAAGUAAACCCAACUGAGGAGAACAGAGAGGCAGAGCGUCUAGCCAGCAGCUCAACUGUACCUGCUGGUGUUUUGGGAUUUAAUGACACUGAUAACGACUCUUCUGAACCUGAGACUGGAGUCAGUGAUGAUGAAUUGAAGGAAACCAGAGAACCCCAGUCAGGUUUAAACUCUUUAAAAAACAUUGAAGUUACCGUCAGUGAUUCGCAUUGUUGCGCUAGUGAGAAACCAUUUCGCUGCUCCGAGUGUGGGAAACGAUUUGGCAUCAAGGGUUCUCUGAAGAGACACAUGCGAUGUCACACGGGAGAAAAACCUUUCAGCUGCUCGGUGUGUGAGAAGUCUUUUGGUUGGAGAGGGAGUUUACAGGUACACAUGAGGAAUCACACAGGAGAGAAACCGUUCAGCUGCUCAUCAUGUGGCAGAGGUUUUAGCCGCAAGGCAAAUCUGAAGAAACACACGAGGAUUCACACAGGAGAGAAACCAUUCAGCUGCUCCGUUUGCGGCAAAAACUUCCAAUUCUCAAACAACUGCCUUCUGAAACGACACUUGACUGUCCAUGCAGGAGAGAAACCAUAUAGUUGUUCAGUUUGUAAAACAAAUGAUGCUGCAGAGAUGCUUUUGGAGCCAUUUCUGUUCCAGCAAGAUUAA
This is a messenger RNA of Anoplopoma fimbria (sablefish), 1546 nucleotides long. Its product is annotated as gastrula zinc finger protein XlCGF57.1-like. Lineage: Eukaryota; Metazoa; Chordata; Actinopteri; Perciformes; Anoplopomatidae. Gene Ontology annotation, molecular function: RNA polymerase II cis-regulatory region sequence-specific DNA binding; DNA-binding transcription factor activity. The coding region runs from base 50 to 1546 and encodes 498 amino acids. The record is from RefSeq and is a predicted model, not a curated record. Gene Ontology annotation, biological process: regulation of transcription by RNA polymerase II. The transcript has 4 exons.